Messenger RNA from Spathaspora passalidarum NRRL Y-27907, 1551 nucleotides. RefSeq lists its product as uncharacterized. The transcript has a single exon. Bases 1 to 1551 code for a protein of 516 amino acids. The record is from RefSeq and is a predicted model, not a curated record. Lineage: Eukaryota; Fungi; Ascomycota; Pichiomycetes; Serinales; Debaryomycetaceae.
AUGAAACGGAUAACCGACAAAAUCACUCACAAAGAGUCGAUAUGUCAGCUAUAUAGAUCACUUCUACGAAAAUCUACCAAGAUAAAAACCAUCCCACCACCAGCAUCACUAUUGCAAAAAGACACCACUGCAUAUAUUAAUCAAAUAUCAUAUGAACUACGUCUAGGUAUAAUUGAAGAGUUUAGACGAAAUCCCGCGAGACCAGACAUACUUGCUAAGCUUCUUCUCUCUGGAAUAUCCCUUGAUGAAUCAUUGGAUAAGUUGUUAGCUGGCGGACCUUGGGAAGAGUUUCUCCAAGUGAUUGAAGACGGGAGAAGAGAAAAGUUUAAUGCACAACUAAGACGGGGGUCUUACUUAUUGAGGAAGGAAGAAGUAACCACAAAAGAAUCACACCAGAUCCGUGGACGUAACAAGAGAAGAAUUGCUCAAGGAUUAAGAACUAACAAUGAUGACAGUGAAUGUACAGGUGUUGAUGUUCCUGAACACAGACUUGAAUUUAUUAGAAAGUCUCUAAGUGCAAGUGAAGUCCAUGGAAGAGACACUCUAAGACGAUAUCUUAGUAAAUUACAAGAAAAGAGAAUGAUACCAAUACCCAGUUUACUUCCAUAUACGCGAGAACAACUUGAUACAAACCAACAUACCCACUAUCAUAUAAUAGAUGGAGUUUCGAAACGAGCAAUUUCGGAGGCAUACGAUAAGGAGUACAUACAAUCGAUAAUUAUCCCUAGCAUGGAAUACGACAUCAACCAUAUUCAUCACUUCAAGAAAGUUGAAGAAAUAGUUAAUGAGAAAGGACCAUACCUCGUACGGGCCAAAUUUUGUCGUGCUGGCCCUGUAGGAAUACCAUACCUUAUGACCCCAUAUCGAAGAAAAGUAGGCAGGAGACAAGUAGGUUACUUGGUAACAAGACUGUAUUUACUCUUUAGAAUGAAACGAGUAUGGGAGGCAGGAACCAAAGAGUUGUCGGGAGAAACCCUUAAUGAUGAUGGAAGUUAUUCUAUUCCCGGAUGUCGAGGAUUCUGGCCCCAUGAACUGAUGUAUCCUCGGAAAUAUUAUGAAGAUUUGGCCUGGGGUGAAGCUACUUUUGAGUUGUUUAUUAAGAUGCAUGAGUUGGAGAAACAAGGAAGUGAUGAACCCAUAAAUCUUGAUGAAUUCCAGGAUUGGUUUGAAUUCUUGGAUAUUUCAUCAGAGAAAGUUAAUCUGGAUUACUCACAGCUUGUCGGUCAGAUUAAACAAGUAAGCGGCAAUCAGUUGGAAACUACCCGUACUAAUGUUCAAGACAAAAUGAAUAACUUGUAUAGAACUAAGGUAGAAAGUUUUGACAAGUUAACUAAGAAUUUGUCGAGAUAUUCCGUACAUAAACACAGUGAAAUUGUAUCUCCUGAGAUAACAACCACAUUCAAAAAGAGAAUAGGUAAUAAGAUGAAAACAGAUGAAUUUCCAAGGCAAGAAAGAAUCGGUAGAGGUAAAACAUUGGGAGACUUUCUUGAAGAGCAAGGGUUUUAUAAUUAUCACUAUGGUUAUAAAUUCCCCGAUAGAUUUAAAUUUUAA